This is a messenger RNA of Microthlaspi erraticum, 882 nucleotides long. The record is from the annotation of a GenBank genome assembly. NCBI's taxonomy places the organism in Eukaryota, Viridiplantae, Streptophyta, Magnoliopsida, Brassicales, Brassicaceae.
AUGAAAGCUGCUGCUUUUCCCUCUAAAAUCGCAAACCUCAGCUUCCCUCCUGGACGCUGCCCACUAUUCUUCCGAUCACCGGCCGCGUUUUUGUCGCCGGCAUUGUCUUCCUCGAUAUCAACUCCUUAUCGGAAGCUGACAAGAGGAAGAAGGGGCAUUGAAGGCUUCAUGUCUCAGUCGUCAUCGUCUCAAUCACUUUCAUCUUUAUCGACUUCGUUCUCCUCUCAAUCGGAAUCAGAGUUACUUCAGGCUCAGUCACCUUCUCUGAAGCCAAAACCUCCGCCGCAACAGUUCCCAUGGCUCAUAGUCGGUUUGGGUAAUCCCGGAAAAAAGUUCCAGGGCACUCGCCACAACGUUGGUUUUGAGAUGGUGGAUGCUUUGGCUGAUGCAGAAGGGAUAUCUAUGAACACUGUUAACUUCAAGGCCUUGUUUGGAAAAGGCGUUAUUGGAAAUAUACCGAUUAUGCUGGCGAAGCCUCAAACUUUCAUGAACGCGAGUGGUGAGUCUGUUGGACAAAUUGUUUCCUUUUACAAGAUCCCGCUAAAGCAAGUACUUGUGAUUUACGAUGAUUUAGAUUUGCCCUUUGGUAAACUGCGGUUAUUGCCAAAAGGUGGUCACGGAGGGCACAAUGGGAUGAGAAGCAUUAUAGAUCGCCUUAAAGGGAGCCGUGAUUUUCCUCGGCUAAGAAUAGGGAUCGGACGGCCUCCGGGGAAGAUGGACACAGCCAAUUAUGUUCUCCGCCAGUUCAAUAAACAAGAACAGCAAGAGUUGGAUUACACAUUUCAAACCGGAUUAGAGGCAAUAAGGAUUAUGUUGCUUGAAGGGUUCAACAAAAGUGCAACCUUUGUCAACACUCGAAAAUCUAUGGAGCAGCUCAGUUAA